This is a messenger RNA of Helianthus annuus (common sunflower), 1288 nucleotides long. RefSeq names its product myb-related protein 308. NCBI's taxonomy places the organism in Eukaryota, Viridiplantae, Streptophyta, Magnoliopsida, Asterales, Asteraceae. The record is from RefSeq and is a predicted model, not a curated record. The coding region runs from base 197 to 1105 and encodes 302 amino acids. The transcript is spliced from 2 exons.
AAUUAUAUCUCUCUCCCUCACACUCUCUCUCUCCCCUCUAUAUACAAAUAUAUGUGUAUAUAUACACACGCACAACCUCUAUAUAGUCAAAAGCUUAUCAAAUCCCACACAUCAACAAAACAGCCGGCUUCUCUCUCUCUCUCUAAAGAAGUGAGAAUUAUAAAGCAGAAACAAAGAAUUGAGGUAAAUAAUAAAGAUGGGAAGGUCUCCAUGUUGUGAAAAAUCACACACAAACAAAGGAGCAUGGACUAAAGAAGAAGAUGAUCGGCUUAUUGCUUAUAUAAGAGCUCAUGGUGAAGGUUGCUGGCGGUCACUACCCAAAGCCGCCGGACUCCUACGCUGCGGCAAAAGCUGCCGGCUCCGGUGGAUCAACUACCUCCGCCCUGAUCUCAAACGUGGCAACUUCUCUGAAGAAGAAGAUGAACUCAUCAUCAAACUCCAUAGCCUCCUUGGUAACAAGUGGUCAUUAAUCGCCGGAAGAUUACCGGGGCGAACCGAUAACGAGAUCAAGAACUACUGGAACACUCAUAUCCGAAGAAAACUUCUAAACCGGGGAAUCGAUCCCGCAACCCACCGGCCACUAACCGAUCCCAACAACCACCAAACAACCACCAUCCCAACCACCACAAACCACCACAAUGCCACCACCCCACACGACAUCAUUCCAACCACCACCACCAUCUCAUUCUCAACACCCACCACUCCAUCCCCACCGCACCACCUCAUCAAACACGAACAACAAGAUAUUAAAAUACAAAACAAUAUUAUAAAAGAUUACGAAAUAAAAACCAUCUUGCCGGUGCCGGAAAAUCAAGAACAACAACAACAACGGUGUCCGGAUUUGAAUUUGGAGCUGAGAAUUGGGCCACCUCAUCAUCAUAACCAAAACGACGUCGUGCAUGCCGUUGAGUAUCGUCGGCCGGCGUUCAUGACCGGCGGUGGUGGAAUAAUAUGUUUUGCGUGUAGUUUGGGGAUACAAAAUAGUAAGGAGUGCAGUUGUAGUUGUACUAUUAGUUUGAAUGGUACAAGUGUUAAAAGCAUGGGUUAUGAUUUUUUAGGUUUGAAAAAUGGUGUGUUGGAUUAUAGAAGCUUGGAGAUGAAAUAAGUUUAUUAUAAGUUUCAUAAAUCAAGUUGGCUAAUUUUAUAUAUUUUUUUCAACUAAAAUGCUUUGUAUUUUUUUUUCUUCAUAAAAGUAUAUUUGUUCUAGAAGAAGUAAAUAGUGAUUCCUAAUAUUCUUGUUUCUCAUAUGUAAUGCCAAAUUUUGUAAAUGUAUUUUGGUAGUUUAUUA